This is a messenger RNA of Jatropha curcas, 804 nucleotides long. RefSeq names its product small nuclear ribonucleoprotein SmD1a. The record is from RefSeq and is a predicted model, not a curated record. NCBI's taxonomy places the organism in Eukaryota, Viridiplantae, Streptophyta, Magnoliopsida, Malpighiales, Euphorbiaceae. Gene Ontology annotation, biological process: spliceosomal snRNP assembly; RNA processing. Gene Ontology annotation, molecular function: RNA binding.
ACCCAUGCAAAAUUAUCAGAUCGUUCCUUCUCUCGCAACACUAGAGCUUUAUACUGAGGGCCUUUCUUCUUGCUUUCUUCUUCGCGUUCCCGGUGCUCAAGAUGAAGCUCGUCAGGUUUUUGAUGAAACUAAACAACGAGACUGUAUCAAUUGAGCUCAAAAAUGGAACUGUUGUUCAUGGCACUAUCACAGGUGUGGAUGUUAGUAUGAACACACACUUGAAGACUGUGAAAUUGACAGUAAAGGGGAAGUAUCCAGUUACUCUUGAUCAUCUAAGCGUGAGAGGCAACAAUAUCCGCUACUAUAUACUCCCUGACAGCUUGAACUUGGAAACUUUACUUGUGGAGGAAACACCAAGGGUUAAGCCCAAGAAGGCGACCGCUGGGAGGCCUGUGGGACGUGGUCGGGGACGAGGGCGUGGUCGUGGACGUGGCAGAGGUCGCUAAUCAUAUACUUUUCAGCUUGUAUCAGGAUUUUCAACAUCAAUUAGUGUAUAGAUGGAGUUUGCUUAAAAACAAAAAAGGGAGGGGAACCUGAGUGUGAAGUCUAGAAUUAUAUCAUAUGAUCCCGUGCGCUCUUUUGAUCUCUGGGUGUAGCCAGGUUUUAGUGCUUAGUUUACCAUCUCAGUAGUCAAUAGUAGAUGCUGCUGAAUUUUCAAUUUUGACAGUGAACUAGACCUCAGUCACUGACUUAUUUCUGAUGUUUACUUGGUGACAUUAUGAACUCAUGAUGUAUGUUAGACUGAGAAUGGCUUACAAUUUGCUUUACUUGGUGAAUAUGAACUGGGAAAGGAAUCGCUAUGCA